Molecule: messenger RNA, 3236 nt
Organism: Bolinopsis microptera
Lineage: Eukaryota; Metazoa; Ctenophora; Tentaculata; Lobata; Bolinopsidae
Product: T-box transcription factor TBX10-like
Exons: 11
Coding region: 572-2206 (544 amino acids)
Biological process (GO): regulation of transcription by RNA polymerase II; positive regulation of DNA-templated transcription; cell fate specification
Cellular component (GO): nucleus
Molecular function (GO): DNA-binding transcription factor activity, RNA polymerase II-specific; RNA polymerase II cis-regulatory region sequence-specific DNA binding
Source: RefSeq, a predicted model, not a curated record
AGUUUAUUUCUCAGCUAAUGAUUGAUGUUACAUCUAUUAAUUUUCUCGUUUGUACGGGUCGUUGUUUCCAUUUAGCCGGUCCCAUGAUUCAAUCAUGACCGUUCUUUCGUAGUGCAGUUUGGAAUUAGUCGUUACGUAAUUAGCCGCAAAUAAAUCAGAUCAUCAACAUUUUAAUUUUACUUUAAAGUUCAAUCUCUCAAUGUUAUAGCAGUACAGUAACUGGCUUCAAACCUUAUUUUCAUGUUCCUACUUUGAAAGCAAUUCUACUUGAUUUGUUCCGAGUAACUAAGUAAGUGAUCCAUGUACUCUCUCAUAUUUCGCGGGCCUGUACUCGCAAUGUUUACCUGGUCGUUAUGCAAGAAGCGUAUCCAUGGAUGUCGUGUAUUAAAGCUGGUGUCACGUGCUGAGAGGCGUGUCACGUGACACGCAUGCCACGUGGGCGCGUCACGUGAUUAGGUCUCACGCAGGGGAAACCAAUCACAGCGCGCAGCUCUUAUAUAGCGCAUCUCUAGUUGAGGGCCGUCAUCUCUUCAACUUUAGUCUUAGUUUAUACAUUUUAUUGUGCUUGUUGAUGCAAAAUUUUGAAAGAAUGAGUGACCCAAUACUUUCUACUCGUGCCCGUGGGUUUGCCGUUAACUCCUUGGUUGGAGAUCAGAACACUUCCCCCAGCCCAGGACUUACCUUUACGGAGCAGACAGCUGAUUCUGUUUCGUUGAUAAAGAGCGAGUUUGCUGAGAACUCCGAAUAUCAGACCAUCAAGACUGAAGCUUAUGGGUCUCCAAGUUCACAGUUCACGGACCCGGGAGAAAGAGAGCAGGUGGCAGCUCCAGCUCCUCCUCCGCUGAAUGAGGAGAGUGAAGUUACUCUGGAGCUCGAGAAGAAGGAACUCUGGCAGAGCUUCUGCAAACAUGGAACUGAAAUGGUCAUCACCAAAGCCGGAAGGAGGUUGUUUCCGGCUCUCAAAUGCAAAGUAUCUGGUCUGGAUCCCAAUGCUAAGUACGCCUUCUUGGUGGACGUGGUACCCGCUGACGACUGCAGGUACAAGUUUAGUAAUUGUGAGUGGGUAGUCGCGGGAAAAGCAGACCCGGAACCUCCUAAACGGAUGUACGUUCACCCCGAGUCUCCCAACACUGGUGCACACUGGAUGAAGAAGAUCGUCAGCUUCCACAAACUCAAGAUGACCAACAAUGUUUCAGACACCAGUGGAUAUGCUAUCCUGAACUCCAUGCACCGUUACCAGCCCCGAGUCCACAUCGUUCAGUGUGAUGAUAUCUACAAGAUCCCGUGGUGUGCCUUUAGGACUAUGAUAUUCCAGGAAACCGAGUUCUUUGCUGUCACUGCGUAUCAGAGUGAGAAGAUAACCCAGCUGAAGAUCGAACACAACCCGUUCGCUAAAGGGUUCCGGGAACCAGGAACUGCUACCCAAGCAGCUGAGGAACGCCACGAGUCUAAAGAUAUCAAUCAUGUGAUCAUCGCCCUGGACUCGUACGGUGCCCCACCCUUCCUGGCUGCUGGAGGAGCCAUCCAACACACCCAGCAAUCCAGUUCCAAGUCUAACUACCAGCAGUCCCAGUUCGACAUCAACCCACCUGUCCAGAACGGAGUACCACUAGCAAUAGCUCCUUACCCUGAAGAUCUAGCUCCUCAGAGUAGCAGUGCAGUGCCGCUGCCCAUGUUGCUGGGUGCCGGAUCCCCAGGUUCUCUCAGCAAGUGUUGUGAUAUCGACUAUCCCUAUACCUCCUCCGCUUGGAGUGACGGUCUCGCUGCUUCCCAGAUCCCUUACAGUGCUGCUCUCGAUUUCUCUCCGUACGCACGUGACGCGUACAGGACAUCCCCAAUUGGAGGAGGCGGGUCUGAUUACCCAGGAGGUCCUGACAUCAGAGUACCCAACUUUUACAACUCAAGCUAUAUCCCACUGAUGUACGGGAAUCAUCCUGAUACUGGAGCCUGGUCGUACCCCGGCAUGGCUUCAGACCGCAGUUCCAGUGUAGACGGUGGCAGUGACUCCAAACCCCUGCUCCCAGUCUCCAGCUCCAGCUCCCCGGCCCCCACCCCUCCUCCACACUCCUCCCCUGCUCUCCCCACCUCCUCAGACUCAGACUUCUCCCCCGUUAACAACUGCCUCUACAGCAAGGAGCACCCCCGGUCUCGCUUCACCAACCGAGGUGACCACCCGUACUGGGGACUGGCAACAGCCAAUCAUUGAACUGUAGUGUGUGUCACGUGACUCUGCUAGCACGUGCACUGUGCAGGUCACGUGACUCCGCUAGCACGUGCACUGUGCAGGUCACGUGACUCCGCUAGCACGUGCACUGUGCAGGUUGUUUGUCCAGCAGCAGAAUGUUGUCGAUAUUGAACAGUUCAGAUGUCAUCCCUCCCCCGGGAUGCUUUAUAUACCAGAGCUAUUUUAGAGUGUUAUUAACUCCGAAUAUUUGAUUUUUAUUUGCAAUUUUCUAUGAAAAUUCAGAAAUAUUAGCACCCAAAACAUAGUGUUGCCCAAAAGAUUCUUGAUUUUUCUAAACAGAUGUUUUGGGUGUUAUUUGAAAUGAUAUGUCGUAAUUAAAAAGCAAACUGUUCUGUAACUUGACGAAGGAAGACAUUUUUUGACAAAAAUAUUCUGUACCCAUGCUGUCAUAACUGACAAGAUAAUGAAAAAAGGUAAUAAAAACUCUUAACCUAAAAACCGGUCGAGUUACGGAAUGGUCGUGCUGAAAUAUAGAUACCGAUACUUAACUAAACGCAGCAUAAUAAUAUUUAUACGUCACAUUCAUUUGCUUUAUUUGUGUUUAUUUGAUCGCGAGGUACAGUUUUCAUUUUUUAUUUUGAUCAAACUAUUCGUCCGAGAUAUUAUGAUCCGAAUCUUGAGUACAGGAAGUUAUUUGUUUUUAUCUCAUUUUAAAUAUAUUUGUGUCAAACUUGCUUGUAUAUGGUAACAGUACGAACAGUCGAAAGUACUUUCUAAUAUUUGUGCCUUUCCGAAGAAUCCAAUAAAUUGCGUGAUGUAGAAACACCGGUUAAAUUGUUCCAUGACAGAGAUUUGAUGUAAUUUUUGUCACCGCUUUACUAUGCUGGCACUUAAAAGAGUAGCGGAAUAAUCAUUUACAGUUGACAACUCUGAUUUAUUGGUUUAAGUUGUUUUCUGGAGUAUUUGAAGAAGAAUUCGUUUAUCUUAAAGUUAAACUUGAGUUAAUACGAUUCUAUAUACUAUGAAAAUUGCCUAAUUUAUUCAACAAGAA